AAGAAGAAGAAGAAGAAAGGAUGUGACAUCCGGUUGAUGCUCACGUUUGAGUCCGGUGGGCGCCAUAAAAAAAAAACAACAUUUAUUUUGGUUAAACGGGAAAAAAAAAGGGCUUUCUGAUGUGUACAAAGGUGGAUAAUGAAGAAAUAAUCAUCCUCAGUGAUGAUGAUGAUGAUGAAGAUGACAUAACCUGCAGUGAACCCUCAGUUCUCAUCGUGGAGGUUGAAGAUGUGAAGAAAAAUGACUGUCCUUUAACCUCCAGUGCUCUGGAUGAAGACCUGGUUGUUACCUUCUCCCGCCGGGCUGAGGUGCUGCCUCACGCUCGCUACGACUGUCCCAUACAUCCAUUCACAGCUACAGAUGAUGAGACCAUUGGUCCUGUGGCCGGUAACCAGCUCAUCUGUGAUCAGUGCUUUUGCUACAUCUGCGACAAGCUGGCGUCAACAUGUGUAAUGUGGUUUCACAGGGGAGUGUGUCACUGCAACAGCCACAAGAGGAGCAUGUUCUGGAACAACCUCAGAAACGGCGCGCUGCUGGGAGAACUGCAGUCUUUCAACCUCACACUAUCUGAAAUGGAUGCUCACCUUCGACUUGCAGAGACGAUGCUGCAGCGCUUCAAACAAGAGCUCGCUGCAAGGUUUUCUUCCUUCAUGGAGGGAAAGAACUUAGAGGAAUACGGUCUGAGCCUACCGAACCAGCAAGCCUUCAUCUACGAUUACACACCUGUGUACGAGCUUGUGUCAUCAUUCCUGGACGAGGCAGAUAAACAGGACGGCAGAGCUGCUGCCAUCAUGAGACUGGGAGCCACUGAUUACUUCAUCCGACAUAUUCAACUCUCAGGGAAUUUCAUCUUAAAGUCUCCCAUGGCUAAUGUUGCUGAUGCUAAAGUGGUGUUACUGCAGAGGGUAAUAUCAUCCAUGCAGAGACAGAUGGUGACGGCUGAUUUUACCACAGAGUUCAGCUUCAAAUUGCAAGAUUUUUACAAGAAACUCCUCUUCCCCUCUGAGCUGAAGAGCCUGAGGAACAGCCUGUGUGUCCGUCCUUGGGAUGAUGUCCUGCUGGUGUCUGUGCUGAAGGGGCAGAAUGUGUCGGGCGUCCGCAAAGACAAAGGCAAGAAAGACAUCCUGACUGAACAAAUUUCUAUAGUUCUGCUGAGAACAGAAGUACUGCAGCAACAGCGCAGGUACAGAGAAUUGUGUCGUUACCUGCGAGUCGUCCUGGCUGAUGAUUCCAACCUCCUCCAGCAGGUACGAGACCUCAUCCCUUUCUUCCUGUGCAUGGAGGGAGACUUUACGUCCGCUCUGCACAGUUUGUUCACCUCAGUGAGCGCGCCCGCCUCCCGCUUCACUCCACCUCUCUUCCAUUUUUAUCUCUCCAUCUUUGAAACAGCAACAGCGCCAAAGCUGGUGGUUAGUCAGCCAGCACAGCUCUGCUACUCGAACGCAGCGUGGGAGCCAAUUAAAGGUGCUGUGCCGCUACCGCGUGAUGUGCAGGUGAAGUUUGCUCUCAGGGUUCAGAGGUGCUGCUCUGCUGUCUUUACUGAUUCUCAGUGUUGGACCACUUUACUCACAGUCGUCAACGCACCUCGUGGUUCACUUACCGCUAUACCAGCACCGAGCCCACAGUUUCUACACGAAGCAAAGAAUGUUGUAAAUUCGAUACUGCCCAAGGAACCCUCGUCGAACAUACAGAUACCUCGAUUCUUUCAAGAGGUGUACCCAGAUCAGGCCUUGUUGCUGUUGGUAACAGGGGCUUUAGGUUUAAGAAUCCUUAAUUCUGCUCUGAGUCCAGCCCUCCCUGUGCUCAAUACGUUUAAGGAGAAUGUGUGGGCUCUCGAGUGGCUGUGGGACAGUUUGUCCUCGAGUGCAGAACGCCUCAGCUCCUUCCUACAGGAGGUCACACAGGAGUUGGAAAACACAACAGAUGGGGAUAACUUGCUACCCUUUCUUGGCACCGUUGUACCCCCACAGUCUUCUUUAAUAGAGAACCAGCAGUCCAGAGGCUGUUAGGCUCUACUUCUCACAAGUGUUGCGAUGUCAGCUGGCUGAUUCUCUCUCGCAUUAAACGCUUUGUUUGCACAAAAAACAACCAAACUCUGUCGUCCACGCUGAUGGUCCUGGUGGAGGUCGCAGCACUCUUGCCUCUACACUGGGUGGAGUACCGUGGAGAGCUGGACGAAUGAAUGUGUUUGUCUGAGUUUUCAUGGACAAAGCAGGUGUCAAUACACAGAUGAAGACUUCCUCAUUGUUGUAUCUAAAUUACAUUAUAGAGACACUUUAUGUUGCUUCAUUCGUUCAUUCAAGGACUUGAUCUGGAUCUGAACUGGAAGUUUAACUGCACUAUAGGAUUUUCAAAUUUAACAGUGGUGUUUGUGUUCUUCCUGGAAAUACUUUAUAUCCACGGUUGUUAUAAAAUGCUCAUAUGAGGCAAUUAUGUAAUGUUGAAUAAACUGAAAGAGAUACUAUUUUAUAAAGUGGUUUGGCCACGGUAUGAAAAAAUAAAGUGUUGGUUGGUCUGGA
Dicentrarchus labrax (European seabass) is the source of this 2519-nucleotide messenger RNA. RefSeq lists its product as uncharacterized. The coding region runs from base 120 to 2009 and encodes 629 amino acids. Lineage: Eukaryota; Metazoa; Chordata; Actinopteri; Moronidae. The record is from RefSeq and is a predicted model, not a curated record. The transcript is spliced from 21 exons.